This is a messenger RNA of Saccharomyces mikatae IFO 1815, 2040 nucleotides long. RefSeq names its product PAN-complex poly(A)-binding subunit PAN3 (gene PAN3). Gene Ontology annotation, molecular function: protein kinase activity; poly(A) binding; ATP binding. Gene Ontology annotation, biological process: protein phosphorylation; mRNA processing; nuclear-transcribed mRNA poly(A) tail shortening. The coding region runs from base 1 to 2040 and encodes 679 amino acids. The record is from RefSeq and is a predicted model, not a curated record. The transcript has a single exon. NCBI's taxonomy places the organism in Eukaryota, Fungi, Ascomycota, Saccharomycetes, Saccharomycetales, Saccharomycetaceae. Gene Ontology annotation, cellular component: P-body; PAN complex.
AUGGACAAGAUCAAUCCUGACUGGGCGAAGGACAUUCCGUGCAGAAAUAUCACCAUUUAUGGCUACUGCAAGAAGGAGAAAGAAGGUUGCCCAUUCAAACAUAACGAUAACGGUAGCGCUACCAUCAUUAAUGACUCUUCCCCUCUACUAGAUAUUGCAGAAGCCACCACUCCAACCAUGGCAUCAGUUCCAAAGUUCAAUGCUAAAGUAUCCGCAAGUUUUACCCCGAUGACGGUUGGUAGUGACUCCUUGGCCACUACAGUUACCACCACCUCCGCUGCUACAAACACUAGUGGGAGCACCAAUGUGGCAGCAACUUCCGCUAAUUCUUCUACAGUCACUCAAGUAGCUAAUCCGGCAGUUAAUGGCUCUUUGUUGAAUGACAACAAUAACAGUAGUAAUAUAAACAUAUCAGUACCUACGACUGCUUCAAGUUCAAAUUAUGAUCCCUUCAAUGCACCCAUUUUCACUCCUUCUUCUACUUCUUCAAUACACGCUAAUACAAAUGCCCCUUCUUUCCCAUUCCCCACUAUUGCCAAUUCUGGCGGCAUGAGUAUAAGUACCAGUGAUGAUAAUAAUAACAAUAUGAGCAUGGCCAACAACGUACCAUCUUCUCUGCCACCAUCAUCCAUAGAAGGUAAUAAUCUCAAAUAUCCGAGAAUUUAUCCCCCUCCUCAUAGUCUUCUACAGUACCACCUAUAUGCUCCUGAACAACCAUCAUCGUUAAAGUCAUUAUUGAAACCUAAUGAAAGGUCUGCUGAUCAGCUUUUCAUUCCAAACAAUAUUAGGGAAGAUUUAACCAAGAAAAAUCUAUCGAUUUUGCAGGUUUUCCCCUCUUCAGGUAAAGUUAUACCAAGUAUUGUACAAGACUACUUCAAUUUGGUUCCACUAAACUUCAAUAGUAACGACUUUUUAAAUAAAACUACGCUCUUCAAAGUUUUCUCCAAUUAUGACGGAAAACCAUACGUUUUGAAAAGACUGCCUAAUAGUGAUAAAUCAAUGAAUCCGAACAAAAUAUCUAAAGUAUAUCAGGUAUGGUCAAAGAUUAAUUGUACCAAUUUGAUAAAGUUUAGGGACAUUUUUCAGACUACUAAGUUUGGAGAUCUGUCUAUCUGUUUGAUCUUUGAUUACUAUCCAAAUUCUCUAUCUUUGUUUGAUUACCAUUUUGUUAAUUUCCCUAAAUUCCCCGUAACCAUGGAUUAUCUAUGGAUAUACUUAGUUCAACUCACUAAUGUGAUAAAUUCCAUCCAUUCGCAGAAUUUAAACAUUGGCAACACACUAAACUGGAAUAAAGUUUUACUUACUGGUGAUCCGGGUAGAAUCAAACUAUCACACUGCAACUUUAUGGAUCAAUUAUUCAAUGAUGAUAUCGAUGCAGCGGUAUCUUCCAGUGGGAGUGCAAUGGAAAGACAACAACAGCUGGACUACAGAUAUCUCGGACAGCUAUUAUUUAACUUAUCAAUUAAUAUUGACAACUCUAAUAGUAAUAUUACUCCAAGAGAGUAUCGGCUCGAUGAAAUAACUCCUCAAUUAAUCGAUGACAUGAGACAGAUAGAUGAUAAGUUCAAGGAUAUACUCAAGUACUUAAUAUCGGAUAGUGAAGAUUUAAAGAAGAACACACAUGAUCUAACUAGCCAUUUUUAUGACAAGAUGUUCAUGGUCUUGGAGUCGUCACAAACCUACACGGAAUACAUGGAGUCAGUCUUAUCGAAAGAGUUAGAAAAUGGAAGAUUGUUCAGAUUGAUUAAUAAGUUAAAUUGCAUUUUUGGUAGAAUUGAAUCGAGAAUAGACAUAAAUUGGUCUGAAUCUGGAUCCAAAUUUCCUAUCGUACUAUUCUAUGACUAUGUAUUUCAUCAAGUGGAUUCAAAUGGAAAACCGAUAAUGGACUUAACUCAUGUAUUAAGGUGCUUGAACAAAUUAGAUGCGGGUAUUCAAGAAAAGUUGAUGUUAGUAACACCUGAUGAGUUAAACUGUAUUAUCAUAUCCUACAAGGAGUUGAAGGACUUGAUAGAAUCCACCUUCAGAUCCAUCACCCAAUAA